Molecule: messenger RNA, 1467 nt
Organism: Nymphalis io (European peacock)
Lineage: Eukaryota; Metazoa; Arthropoda; Insecta; Lepidoptera; Nymphalidae
Exons: 3
Coding region: 170-1423 (417 amino acids)
Molecular function (GO): protein binding
Source: RefSeq, a predicted model, not a curated record
UAACCGCGAAGGCUAAAUUGUCAAAAUCACGAGUUUCACCUUGAUUAUAUAUUAAAUUAAUGUUACUUAUUUUUUAAAAUGUUUAUUAUUUAUAAUCAACUAGUUCAUACAGUCUUUAAUAUAAUGUUAAUAUAAGUAAAUAACAGCAUAAAUUUGAAGCUUAAUAAAAAUGGAAGAAGUAAAAAUGGUUAACGAAGUUUUACAUAUAAAUGAUUUGCCCCUAGAAACAAUAUUGGAAAUACUUUUAAAAAUUGAUGGAAAAACAUUAGGUGGAUGUAGACGAGUCUGUAAAAGAUGGAGAGAAUUUAUUGACGAAAUUGAUUAUUUAUGGCAGGAGAUGUGCCGUAAGGAGUUUAAAUAUUCAUCUAAAAUUGCCAAAAGGAAAUCUGGAACUGAUUGCAGCUGGUAUCACGUAUAUAGAAAUCUUAACCAAUGGUCGGACUUGGCAAAGUUCGAAAAAAAUGUUAAAGAAUUUUACAAAUUCAAUAUACACGACAAAUCUCAUGUAUUAGAUAUUGACUAUGGGAUAUUGCCGCUUAAAGAUUCUAAAGGCAUAGUAUUGUACGAUGUUAGCACAUUUAAAUAUAUACCAGCUGCAUUACCGGAAAUAAAUUGUUUAAAAAUAGUUAACAACGAUAAUGUGACUGUAGUACAAAUUAAAUCAGGUCUUCUCAUUCAAAGAUCGGUUGACACACAACCACCAAAUUAUGUUAUGGAGGAAUUCUUUAAAGCUGAUGAUUUCAUUGUAUCAAAUGAUAUAUUAUACUUUUAUAACAACAGAGAUAUUUAUAAAUGUGACCUGUCGAGUCAAAAUUUAACUCCAAUUUUCAUCUUACACUGCGAUUAUGAUAUCAAAGAUAUACAACAUAGCAAUAAUAAAAUACAUGUUUUUACCGAUAGCGGUCAAAUUGUAAGCAUAACAAAUAGUAAGGAAGUGACCGUUAAACCAAUAAAGUGUCCAAUAGAAUGGAUAAAACAAUUGAAAUACAUUCGUGCAGUAAAUGAUAAAAAUUUCGUAUGUUACUCGAGAAAUAUAUUUAAAAUUGAAACUGAUAAAUAUCAGCAUUUGUAUUUGGAGUUUCCACUGGUCACAGCUUUAUUUUUUUAUGUUGACAUUGUCUUAAUUGGAACAAAGGCUGGUGAAAUCUUGCUAUACAGGUUAGCAAGUCAGAAGAAAGCAACUCUGCCUAUAUUUGAAACGCUGGCAACAUUACCUGAAGGCAAAUAUGCAGUACAAUUAGAUGUGUGUGAGAGGAAAACCGGACCGACAAUAAUUGUUUCAACAUUUUUUGAAUUAUAUCUUCUAGAAAUAAACUUUUUUCCCAAUGAACCAUCAAAGAAGCAAUCAUUUUCGACAAAUAAAAUGCAUAUGUAUAAAAGAUUGUUGAAACUUAAAGACAGGCUCCAAGGAUCUCAAGUUUGAAAAUCUUAAUUUAUUGGAAGAGAAUAAUAUAAUUAAACCAAAAA